AUGCCGCCAAAAAAAAAAAAAAAAAGGACGGGCCGUCUCUACCUUCCCAAGCCUCCCCACUCCAGCAGGCCCCUCUCAAGGUGAUCUGCACUUGAUUCUGCUCCUCAGGGAACGGCCAUGCUCGUGGUAGCUACUGUUUCUUCCUCACUUACAUUAUGGUUUCUCCAUCCAAGUUGGCUUCCUAUCUGCAGUGGGUUGGCUUUGUCUGUUUAGAACAUCUCAUAAACGGAACCACACAGGAUGUCAAGUCCUAUGUGGCAGCGUAAUGUCGGCAGCAUCUGUGCUGCCGCCUGUAGUCUGGCUCAUCCUUUUUCAUUGCUGCAUACUAUUCCCCCUGUUUCUUGUGUGUUCUCCAUCUUUGGUCAAGGAUCUUGUGAGUUGUUUCCCUUUGAGGCUGUCAUGAUCAGAGCUGCCAUGAACAUUCUCGGCCAUGUAUUUCCUCCUGAGUAUCUACGCCUCAGAGUGGAAUUGCUGGAUUGGCAUAUUUUCAACUCUGCCUGUAAAUUUACAGAUGGUUUUCCAGAGGGGUUCCUCCAGCAGCAGAUGAGGGUUCCCAUUGCUCCGCAUCCUUGCUGGCACUCAUAUUAUUUGCCUUUAAAUUUUUCUGUCAGUCCAGGAGGGGUAGGGUGGGAUAUGAGGAGGAAUCUCUUCAUGGUUUUGUAUUUACUCAUUUUCUUCCCUCACUCUUUACAGAAGUGGGAACACAGCAUCAAGGCUUAAGCCAUUCUUGUUUCUGGUUUUGUCAUCCUCCUCCCCUGUGAGGGUAGUCCUCUGUUAAUCUGGAGCGGAGGCCCUGGAGGGGAGGUACACAGUCUCACAUGAAUUCCCAGUGAUGCCACUACUUCAUGUUUCCCCUCUGAGCAUCUCUUUAGUAACACAUAGGGUUGUGGAGUUUUCACCUUAGAAGGAUAUAUCUCACCAAGAGCUAAAACCCACCACCUGAUCUUUGCAGUUUCCCUCAUUGAAUGCUGAGAUCCCUUCCUGAGAAAACCCACUAAAUUCAGCUCAGCAUUUCGCCUCCCUUUUUGAAAUGUGGUCCACGGGAACAUCUGAAGCAGAUCUGAUGGAGUGAGAAAGAGAGAGGGGUUGACGAUGACUCCCAGGUGUGGGUCCCAAGCGUCCAAGAGAGUAGGGCUGCCCUUAGUGAGACAGAGAGGAUGAUGGGAGGGCAGGUUACGGUCAUGGGGCAGAUUUGAGGACCUGCUGGUGUUUAGAUGGUGUUGAAGCCUCGAGACUGGAUGGGACUGCUCUUCGGAGUAGGGAGCGGGACGGUGGCUGCCGAGGUGCGGAAGCAGGUGUCCCGGGAACGCAGUGGCUCUCCCCACUCCAGCAGGCGCUGCAGCAGCUCCCUGGGGGUCCCACUGACUGAAGUCAUUGAGCCGCUGGACUUUGAGGAUGUGCUCCUGAGCCGGCCGCCAGAUGCAGAGCCUGGGCCGCUCCGGGACCUGGUCGAGUUUCCAGCUGAUGACCUGGAGCUGCUGCUGCAGCCCCGGGAAUGCCGCACCACGGAGCCUGGGAUCCCCGAGGAUGGAAAGCUGGAUGCCCAGGUGAGGGCUGCCUUGGAGAUGUACACAGAGGACUGGAUAAUCGCCCACAGGAGGUACCAGCACCUGAGUGCAGCAUACAGCCCCAUCACCCUAGAGACGCAGCGAGAGAGGCAGAAGGGCCUCACCCGCCAGGUCUUCGAGCAGGACGCUUCUGGGGAUGAGAGGUCCAGCCCGGACGACUCGGAUGACCCCCGGCACUCCUCAGGCUCCCCAGACGACACCCCACGAAGCAGUGGUGCCUCUGGCAUCUUCGACCUGAGGAACUUGGCAGCCGACUCAUUGCUGCCCUCACUGCUGGAGCGCGUGGCCCCGGAGGAUGUGGACCGGCGCAAUGAGGCCCUGCGGCGGCAGCACCGGUCCCGUGCCCUGCUCACCCUCUACCCGGCGCCCGACGAGGAUGAGGCCGUGGAACGCUGCAGCCGCCCGGAGCCACCCCGAGAGCACUUCGGACAGAGGAUCCUGGUCAAGUGUCUGUCGCUUAAGUUCGAGAUAGAAAUCGAGCCCAUCUUUGGCAUCUUGGCCCUGUACGACGUGCGGGAGAAGAAGAAGAUCUCGGAGAACUUCUACUUUGACCUGAACUCAGACUCCAUGAAGGGGCUACUGCGGGCCCAUGGCACCCAUCCUGCCAUCUCCACCCUGGCCCGCUCUGCCAUCUUCUCCGUGACCUAUCCCUCGCCCGACAUCUUCUUGGUCAUCAAGCUGGAGAAGGUGCUGCAGCAGGGGGACAUCAGCGAGUGCUGCGAGCCCUACAUGGUGAUGAAGGAGGUGGACACAGCCAAGAACAAAGAGAAGCUAGAGAAGCUGCGCCUGGCGGCUGAGCAGUUCUGCACCCGUCUGGGCCGCUACCGCAUGCCCUUUGCCUGGACGGCGGUGCACCUGGCCAACAUUGUGAGCAGCGCGGGCCAGUCGGACCGGGACUCGGACUCGGAGGGCGAGCGCCGACCCACUUGGACUGACCGCCGCCGUCGGGGGCCCCAGGACCGGACGAGUAGCGGGGACGACGCCUGCAGCUUCUCCGGCUUCCGCCCAGCCACGCUAACUGUCACCAACUUCUUUAAGCAGGAAGCUGAACGGCUCAGUGAUGAGGACCUCUUCAAGUUCCUGGCUGACAUGCGGCGCCCGACAUCCCUGCUGCGGCGCCUGCGGCCCGUGACCGCCCCUGAGAACCCCCACUUCUGCCUCUCCCCGGAGCUGCUUCAUGUCAAGCCCUACCCAGACCCCAGGGGUCGGCCCACCAAGGAGAUUCUGGAGUUCCCCGCCCGUGAGGUCUACGCCCCCCACACCAGCUACAGGAACCUGCUGUACGUGUACCCGCACAGCCUCAACUUCAGCAGCCGCCAGGGCUCCGUGCGCAACCUCGCCGUGCGAGUGCAGUACAUGGCGGGCGAGGACCCCAGCCAGGCCCUGCCGGUCAUCUUCGGCAAGUCCAGCUGCAGCGAAUUCACCCGCGAGGCCUUCACACCAGUGGUCUACCAUAACAAGUCCCCUGAAUUCUACGAGGAAUUUAAGCUGCGUCUUCCGGCCUGUGUGACCGAGAACCACCACCUGCUGUUCACCUUCUACCACGUCAGCUGCCAGCCCCGGCCAGGCACGGCCCUGGAGACUCCUGUGGGCUUUACUUGGAUCCCACUGCUGCAGCACGGCCACCUGAGGACCGGCCCCUUCUGCCUCCCUGUGUCCGUGGAUCAGCCCCCGCCCAGCUACUCCGUGCUCACACCGGACGUGGCGCUGCCGGGCAUGCGCUGGGUGGAUGGCCACAAGGGUGUGUUCAGCGUGGAGCUCACGGCUGUGUCGUCUGUGCACCCCCAGGACCCCUACCUGGACAAAUUCUUCACCCUGGUGCACGUCCUGGAGGAAGGGGCCUUUCCAUUCCGGCUCAAGGAUGCCGUGCUGAGCGAGAGCACCGUGGAACAGGAGCUGCGGGCCAGCCUGGUGGCCCUGCGACUCGCCAGCCCUGAACCCCUUGUCGCCUUCUCCCACCACGUACUGGACAAGCUCGUACGCCUGGUCGUGCGGCCCCCGAUCAUCGGCGGCCAGAUCGUAAACCUGGGUCGUGUAGCCUUUGAAGCAAUGGCUCAUGUAGUCAGCCUCGUCCACCGGAGCCUGGAGGCUGCCCAGGAUGCCCGUGGUCACUGCCCACUGCUGGCUGCCUAUGUCUACUAUGCCUUCCGACUGCCUGGCACGGAGCCCAGCCUCCCAGGCAGGGCCCCUCCAGUGACGCUGCAGCCUGCCACGCUGGCCCAUGGCCCUGGCCGCCCCGCAAGCCUCUACCUGGCCCGCUCUAAGAGUAUCAGCAGCAGCAACCCUGACCUGGCCGUGGCCCCUGGCUCCGUGGAUGAUGAGGUCUCCCGCAUCCUGGCCAGCAAGGGUAUCGACCGCUCACACUCCUGGGUGAAUUCUGCUUAUGCUCCAGGAGGCAGCAAGGCGGUGCUGCGACGGGCACCCCCUUAUUGUGGGGCCGACCCCAGACAGGCCAUCGACCGCAGCUCUAGCCGAACCUCUUCCUACCUCGAGGGCUCCUCCUCGACCCCACCAGCCACCCAGCCGAGACCCACUGUGCAGAAGCUGCUUCACGAGGAGCUGGCCCUGCAGUGGGUGGUCAGCGGCAGUGCCGUGCGCGAGGCUGUCCUGCAGCAUGCCUGGUUCUUCUUCCAGCUCAUGGUGAAAAGCAUGGCGCUGCACCUGCUUCUGGGCCAGAAGCUGGACACACCCCGCAAGCUUCGCUUCCCUGGGCGCUUCCUGGAUGACAUUGCUGCCCUGGUGGGCUCUGUGGGCCUGGAGGUCAUCACCCGCGUCCACAAGGACGUGGAGCUGGCCGAGCACCUCAACGCCAGCCUGGCCUUCUUCCUCAGUGAUCUGCUGUCCCUGGUGGACCGCGGCUUUGUCUUCAGCCUGGUCCGGGCUCACUACAAGCAGGUGGCCACACGGCUGCAGUCGGCUCCCAACCCGGCGGUGCUGCUGACCCUGCGCAUGGACUUCACCCGCAUCCUAUGCGGCCACGAGCACUACGUGACCCUCAACCUCCCUUGCUGCCCCCUGUCACCCCCGGCCUCACCCUCGCCCUCCGUAUCUUCCACCACCUCACAGAGCUCCACCUUUUCCAGCCAGGCCCCAGACCCCAAGGUGAUCAGCAUGUUCGAGCUGAGUGGGUCGUUCCGGCAGCAGCACUUCCUGGCUGGGCUCCUGCUGACGGAACUGGCCCUGGCCCUGGAACCUGAGGCCGAGGGGGCGUCUCUGCUGCACAAGAAGGCCAUCAGUGCUGUCCACAGCCUGCUCUGUGGCCAUGAUGCUGACCCCCGCUACGCCGAGGCCACUGUGAAGGCCCGGGUGGCCGAGCUAUACCUGCCACUGCUGUCACUGGCGCGGGACACACUGCCACGGCUGCAUGACUUUGCUGAGGGUCCAGGUCAGCGGUCAAGACUGGCCUCUAUGCUCGACUCAGACACAGAAGGGGAAGGGGACAUGGGAGGCACCAUCAACCCCUCAGUGGCCAUGGCCAUUGCUGGUGGCCCCCUGGCCCCUGGCUCCCGGGCCAGCAUCUCCCAGGGCCCAGCGACAGCUGCUCGCUCGGGCUGUGCCCUCUCUGCCGAGUCUAGUCGGACCUUGCUGGUGUGUGUGCUGUGGGUCUUGAAGAAUGCUGAGCCAGCCCUGCUGCAGCGCUGGGCUGCGGACCUGGCCCUCCCUCAGCUGGGUCGUCUCUUGGACUUGCUGUACCUCUGUCUGGCUGCCUUUGAAUACAAGGGGAAAAAGGCCUUUGAACGUAUCAACAGUCUCACGUUCAAGAAGUCACUGGACAUGAAGGCCCGGCUGGAGGAAGCUAUCUUGGGCACCAUCGGAGCCCGACAGGAGAUGGUGCGACGGAGCCGUGAGAGGAGCCCAUUUGGGAACCAGGAGAAUGUACGCUGGCGGAAGAGCAUCACACACUGGAGACAAACCUCGGACCGUGUGGACAAGACCAAGGAUGAAAUGGAACACGAGGCCUUGGUGGACGGGAACCUGGCAACCGAGGCAAGCCUGGUGGUUCUGGAUACACUGGAGAUCAUCGUGCAGACGGUGAUGCUGUCAGAGGCCCGGGAGAGUAUCUUGGGCGCGGUACUGAAGGUUGUGUUGUACAGUCUGGGCAGUGCCCAGAGUGCCCUCUUCUUGCAGCACGGCCUGGCCACACAGCGGGCCCUGGUAUCCAAGUUCCCAGAGCUGCUGUUUGAGGAGGACACAGAGCUGUGUGCCGACCUCUGCUUGAGGCUCCUGCGACACUGCGGCAGCCGCAUCAGCGCCAUCCGUACGCACGCCAGCGCCUCCCUCUACCUCCUCAUGCGCCAGAAUUUCGAGAUUGGCAACAACUUUGCCCGCGUGAAGAUGCAAGUGACCAUGUCGCUUUCGUCCCUGGUGGGGACAACGCAGAACUUCAGCGAAGAGCACCUGCGACGUUCACUCAAGACCAUCCUCACCUAUGCCGAGGAGGAUGUGGGGCUGCGGGACAGCACCUUUGCUGAGCAGGUCCAGGACCUGAUGUUCAACUUGCACAUGAUCCUGACUGACACGGUGAAGAUGAAGGAGCAUCAGGAGGACCCGGAAAUGCUCAUUGACCUCAUGUACAGGAUUGCCCGGGGCUACCAGGGCUCCCCAGACCUGCGGCUGACAUGGCUGCAGAACAUGGCGGGGAAGCACGCGGAGCUGGGCAACCACGCGGAGGCUGCGCAGUGCAUGGUUCACGCGGCCGCCCUGGUGGCCGAGUACCUCGCUCUGCUGGAGGACAGCCGCCACCUGCCUGUGGGCUGUGUUUCCUUCCAGAACAUCUCGUCCAACGUGCUGGAGGAGUCCGCCAUCUCUGACGACAUCCUGUCGCCUGAUGAGGAGGGCUUCUGUUCCGGGAAGCACUUCACGGAGCUGGGGCUGGUGGGGCUGCUGGAACAGGCGGCUGCCUACUUCACCAUGGGUGGGCUCUACGAGGCAGUGAAUGAGGUCUACAAGACCCUCAUCCCCAUCCUGGAAGCCCACCGCGACUACAAGAAGCUGGCUGCUGUGCACGGCAAACUGCAGGAGGCCUUCACCAAGAUCAUGCACCAGAGCUCCGGCUGGGAGCGUGUGUUCGGGACAUAUUUCCGCGUGGGCUUCUACGGUGCCCGCUUUGGUGACCUAGAUGAACAGGAGUUCGUGUACAAGGAGCCAUCCAUCACAAAGCUGGCCGAGAUCUCACACCGGCUGGAGGAGUUCUACACGGAGAGAUUUGGGGAGGACGUGGUCCAGAUCAUCAAAGAUUCUAACCCUGUGGACAAGACCAAGCUGGACCCCCAGAAGGCCUACAUCCAGAUCACGUACGUGGAGCCGCACUUCGACACCUAUGAGCUCAAGGACCGGGUGACCUACUUCGACCGCAACUACGGGCUGCGAACCUUCCUGUUCUGCACGCCCUUCACGCCGGACGGGCGCGCACACGGAGAGCUGCCCGAGCAGCACAAGCGCAAGACGCUGCUCAGCACAGACCACGCCUUCCCCUACAUCAAGACACGAAUCCGCGUGUGCCACCGGGAGGAGACAGUGCUGACGCCAGUAGAGGUGGCCAUUGAGGACAUGCAGAAGAAGACUCGGGAGCUGGCCUUCGCCACCGAGCAGGACCCGCCUGAUGCCAAAAUGCUGCAGAUGGUGCUGCAGGGCUCCGUGGGGCCCACUGUAAACCAGGGUCCACUGGAGGUGGCCCAGGUGUUUUUGGCCGAGAUCCCGCAAGACCCUAAGCUCUUCAGGCAUCACAACAAGCUGCGGCUCUGUUUCAAGGACUUCUGCAAGAAGUGCGAGGAUGCGCUGCGGAAGAACAAAGCCCUGAUUGGGCCGGACCAGAAGGAGUACCACCGUGAGCUGGAGCGCAACUACUCCCGCCUGCGGGAGGCUCUGCAGCCUCUGCUCACCCAGCGCCUGCCUCAGCUGCUGGCGCCAAACACAGCCGGCUUCAGGAACUCCUUGAACAGAGCAAGUUUCCGGAAGGCUGACCUCUGAGCCCACAGGGCCUGAAGCCACACCCAGAGGAACCAGCACCCUGGACUCAGCUGUCUGUGCCUUCCUGACAGUCUCCCCUGCUGCCCACUCAGCCAUGGGGUGACCACAUCACACAUGGGUCUGGGCCCUCUGUCCCUCUAUUCUCGUCUGUGUGCACUGAUGCCUCUUACCUUUUCUAAUUUAAAAUGGUUUUUAUAAACAG
Messenger RNA from Aethalodelphis obliquidens (Pacific white-sided dolphin), 7740 nucleotides. It is a transcript of the gene DOCK6, whose product is annotated as dedicator of cytokinesis 6. The coding region runs from base 1215 to 7538 and encodes 2107 amino acids. Gene Ontology annotation, cellular component: cytosol. Gene Ontology annotation, biological process: positive regulation of GTPase activity; small GTPase-mediated signal transduction. Gene Ontology annotation, molecular function: guanyl-nucleotide exchange factor activity. Lineage: Eukaryota; Metazoa; Chordata; Mammalia; Artiodactyla; Delphinidae. The record is from RefSeq and is a predicted model, not a curated record. The transcript is spliced from 50 exons.